AUGUUUUGUUUGUUACUAUACAUCAAAAAAGAGAAAAACUAGAGCUCUGAACAAAGUUUUUUUUUUAACUUCUUUCCAUAUGGAUGUGAGGAAAAUAGUGAUAAUAGUAGAAGAUGUACAAGUAUCAAGAACAGCUCUACAAUGGGCUCUUCAUAAUCUCUUACGAUAUGGAGAUUUAGUAACACUUCUUCACGUUUUCCCAAAUUUGAGAUCCAGAACCAGCAACAAACUUAGGCUUCUUCGCCUUAAAGGUUUUCAAUUAGCUCUCUCUUUUCAAGACCUUUGCAACAAUUUUCCCAACACCAAGACAGAGAUUGUGGUCACUGAAGGAGAUCAAGAUGGUGGCAAAAUUGCUGAAAUGGUUAGACAAAUUGGAGCUUCAACUCUUGUUGUUGGACUUCAUGAUCAUAGCUUCAUCUACAAGAUGGCCAUGGCCCAUAACAGUAUAGCUAGCAAUUUGAAUUGCAAAGUAGUGGCUAUCAAGCAACCAACACCUUUGACCACCACCACAACAAGGAAAAGGACUAUUUCCUUACCUAACAGUUCAACCAACAUGGACUUGUCACAGAUUGAAAUAGCAGCACUGAGUGUCCCGGAAAUUAAUCCACCAAAAAUUCCAUAUCAAGUUUGUCCAGACCCGAGUGCUAUUAUUUGGAGAAAGGGGAGAUCCAGAAGCUGGACAAGAAGAGAUUAAAAAUCAAGAAUUAUGUAUAUCUGCUGUUAUUAAUUAUUUGAUGACAAAAGUGGUUUUUGAAUUUGUUAGUUUGACUCAACAGGGC
Molecule: messenger RNA, 779 nt
Organism: Solanum verrucosum
Lineage: Eukaryota; Viridiplantae; Streptophyta; Magnoliopsida; Solanales; Solanaceae
Exons: 4
Coding region: 80-694 (204 amino acids)
Source: RefSeq, a predicted model, not a curated record